This is a messenger RNA of Drechmeria coniospora, 1686 nucleotides long. RefSeq names its product putative OPY2 protein. The coding region runs from base 1 to 1686 and encodes 561 amino acids. The record is from RefSeq and is a predicted model, not a curated record. The transcript is spliced from 3 exons. NCBI's taxonomy places the organism in Eukaryota, Fungi, Ascomycota, Sordariomycetes, Hypocreales, Ophiocordycipitaceae.
AUGGGCUCGUCCUCGACUCCGCCGAUUGCGAGACCUGCAGUCGCUUUUCUUACUUCGUCUGUCCGCUGCCCGUUCCUCACAUUCUCUGCCUUUGCAUCGAAUCCAUUCUCCCAACGGCGACGACCAACCCAACAGCGUCCCGUCUCGGUUCCGUCCAACAUCGAUCGACCGGUCGACCGUUUUGCCUCGCUUCGCCUCGCAAUCACCUCGGUCGAUGAUGUUGAACCCUUGGACAUCGACCCGCGGCGGCCCUCGCUGCCCCUACCACUUGCCUGCCAUCUUGAGGAGCGAAUCGUUGCCAUGAUGGAAGGAGGCGCGACGCAUCAGGCCUACGCGAGGAGCCUGUUGGAGUUGCGCGAAGCCCUGAAGCAUGUCCCCCAGAAGCGCGCGUGCGUGGUGUGCGACAAUAGCGCGAAGCUCGAAUGUCCCAAAUGCCCCGACGGUGAAGUUUGCCAGUUCACCAUUCCCACCGACUGCACACAAUGCCCCCGGUCGGUUUGCAUGGCCGAUGAUAGUCCCUCGGCGAGCUCCGGCGCCGCCGCGCCGAGCGCCAGCGGCAACGGUGACAGCGGGCCCAGUGCCGGUCCCAUCGCGGGCGGCGUCAUCGGCGGCAUCGCCGUCAUCGCCGUCAUCACCUACCUCGUCUGGAGAUUCCUCAUCAAGCCGAAGCGAUCGCGGAUACCCGAGUCCGAGCUGGAGCCUGCCGGCAACGACACGGGCGACGUGGAAAAGGACAACGGUUCGAGGAUCACGCACCGGUCCUCGACGCACACGGUCCACUCGAUUGCGUCGACGGUGCUGACGCGGGCCUCCAACAUCAUCCAGAUCGCCUACAUACCCGGCGUGACGAACAGGGCGAACCAGGGUCCGGGGUCGCCGACGGUGCUCGUGCCGCCCGUUCCGCCCAUCCCGAUGCAUCACACGGAGGCGCACCGGCAGGCGACGGACCAGCAGGACGACCAGCACUUUUUCGUCCCCGGCAACCUCCGAGACUCGACAUACUCGGGCAUCUCGACCUACUCGGAAAUCACGUCGUACGCUCCGCGCUCGAGCAUCGCCUCGACGAUAUACGGCAAGCAAGCCCAGGUGCAGAACGCGGCGCAGACGGGCAUGCGGGCGAAGCCCACCGUCGUGAGCGUCCGGUCGGGGAGCGUGGGCGGGAACAACACGCCGCCGAUGCCCGACAUCGACUACGAGAGGUUCGGCGGCCGACCCGAAAGCAGCGCGAGCUUCUUCAGCGUCGGCUCGGCUUUCGUCAACAACGCAAACACGGCGACCCAAGGUCGGGCUCAGGUUGUGAAGCUGGGCGGCGGCCAGAGGAGCGUCGACGACGGCUUGUCCAGCCCGCAGUCAAGCGCCUGGCCGGCACCCCUCGGCACGGUGUCGCCGCCUGCUCCGACCCAUGACCCGACGCGAGGCGGGCCGGGCAUGUACGGCUCGGCGGGCAUGUACGACUCGCCGGUGACGUACGACGCACCGCACAUGUUCGACUCGUCGAGGAGGGACCUGGGGCCCUUUUCGGAUCCGCCCGGAGGUGCCGGCACGCCUGGUCGUUCGAGGCUCGGCUCCGUCAUGGAGGACGCGAGCGAGGGACCCUACCAGAACGGGGGUCGAGGCGCCGGAAGACCGAGCUCGAGAGAACGAGACUCGAGCCCGUUUGGGGAUGAGUACGCCAUGAGGCAAUGA